AGAAAUACGCAGUGCCGAAAACGGGACUUUUAUCUGUGCUGGCACGCUAAUUAACAAACGAUUUGUUCUGACAUCUGCCAGUUGCAUAGAAAACCAAACUGACAUCUUUGUACGUUUGGGAGAGUUCAACGAAACGUUUAACAAGAACAGUAAUUUAAGUAGCAGAUAUGAAGAAAAACAAGUAGCUAUGGCGUUCAUCCACAAGUUAUAUUCGGGAAACAGCAGCCUGCAUAACGUCGGACUACUCAGAUUAGACCCGGACGUCGUAUAUAAGCAGAACAUACAACCGAUAUGCAUCGAGGUAACUCCGGAAAAAGAACACAAGGAAUCUUCUUUCAAGAUUAGAAAAAUUAAGCCCGAAAGAAGCAAUUGGGAGAGAUUCAUUUGCUUUUUUCGUACCUUUUGCUAUCCUUGCCCCAGUCUAGUAACCAAUGUACCCAUUGAGAGCGAAGGAAGCCCCAAAAGCAUUCUUACUUCUUCAAAAGUUUCUCUUCAAACCGGAAUCCUGAGCUGGCGUAAUAACCAAACAAAUGAAAUAAUUUAUACAGAUGUUAUGGCCUACGCCGGUUGGAUAUUACAAAUUGCGAUGGAUGUUGAAAUAUCAUCACCGAUAAGGGGGAAAGACUACCCAAUUUCUUGGCAAGUUGCGCGAUUAAGAAGGAACCAUAACUUCCAGCUUGAGAUGAGCACAUGA
This is a messenger RNA of Drosophila ficusphila, 694 nucleotides long. RefSeq lists its product as uncharacterized. Bases 188 to 694 code for a protein of 168 amino acids. NCBI's taxonomy places the organism in Eukaryota, Metazoa, Arthropoda, Insecta, Diptera, Drosophilidae. The transcript has 4 exons. The record is from RefSeq and is a predicted model, not a curated record.